Molecule: messenger RNA, 708 nt
Organism: Penicillium canariense
Lineage: Eukaryota; Fungi; Ascomycota; Eurotiomycetes; Eurotiales; Aspergillaceae
Product: ATG3/ATG10 family protein
Exons: 4
Coding region: 1-708 (235 amino acids)
Biological process (GO): macroautophagy; protein modification by small protein conjugation; protein lipidation
Cellular component (GO): intracellular anatomical structure
Molecular function (GO): Atg12 transferase activity
Source: RefSeq, a predicted model, not a curated record
AUGGCGUGCACCGUGCUGUCCGCCUUCCCAUACCUCACGCCGGAUGAGUUUGACUGCGCAUGUCGAGCGCUCGUCGAUCGAGCCGGCAGCUGCACAGCCGCCCAAACCGAUGGGGGCUGGUCGACGUUACGACUGGUCUCACAGAAUACUACCAGCCUAAAGAUAACUCGAUGCUUGGAGGUCCAGAUUCCUGCACUGGACGCAGAUCUACACGAACCACAUACACAUACACAGGCACAGGCACAAACACAAGCGCGAGGCCAAGCGCAAGCACUAGAAGAUGAAGAUGAAGAUCCGGAAGCCCUUGUCCGGUCCAAUCUCAAACCCAUUUUACAGAUAGAUUAUGAUAUCGUGCUUUCCCCCACAUAUCAGGUCCCCGUCUUGUAUUUCAUGCUCCGGUGGCACAAUCACCAGGGCCGCGUGGGGCUGGACGCAGUCUAUCAGUACGUGGUACCGGAGCAAUACAGAAAGCAAUUGCAGAGCGUGGGUGUGAUGGGUGGGAUCAGCUUCGGCUAUCAUCCAGAGUCUGGCUCUCCAGCCUUUUUUGUUCACCCGUGCAACACCGUGGAUGCCAUGGCGCGGAUUGCAGACGGACAAAGCGUCACGACCGGGACUUAUCUUCUCAUCUGGCUCGGUCUCGUCGGCCUUUCUGUGAACCUGCACGUCCCCCAUGAGCUCGUUGCCCCAGAUGGUCCCAGCCCAUCUUGA